Messenger RNA from Penicillium subrubescens, 1125 nucleotides. RefSeq names its product NAD(P)-dependent alcohol dehydrogenase. The record is from RefSeq and is a predicted model, not a curated record. The transcript has a single exon. Gene Ontology annotation, biological process: alcohol metabolic process. Gene Ontology annotation, molecular function: alcohol dehydrogenase (NADP+) activity; zinc ion binding. Lineage: Eukaryota; Fungi; Ascomycota; Eurotiomycetes; Eurotiales; Aspergillaceae. The coding region runs from base 1 to 1125 and encodes 374 amino acids.
AUGACUAUUCCACCCACCGGACCCCCAGCAAAGACCUUUACAGGCUGGGUAGCCCAUGACGCCACAAACCCACUCACCUACACAACCUUCACCCCCAAGCCCUUCGCCGACACCGACAUCGAAAUCCGCAUCACCCACUGCGGCAUCUGCGGCACGGACGUGCACACCCUCCGCUCCGGCUGGGGCCCAACCGACUACCCCUGCGUAGUCGGCCACGAGAUCAUCGGCAUAGUGGAACGAGUCGGCACCGGCGUCCCCACACUCACGUCUUCACCGUCAUCAGCAUCGAUUCGCCUCGGCGACCGCGUUGGUGUCGGCGCGCAAAGCGGCGCAUGUCUCCGAGCCGACUGCGAGGCCUGCGCCGACGGCGAAGAGAGCUACUGCACACGCAUGACGGGCACGUAUAACGGACGGUACCCGGAUAAGAGCAAGUCGUACGGUGGCUUUGCGGCGCGGUGGCGUGGACCUGCGCAUUUCGUUUUCAAAAUUCCUGAUACCCUACCGAGCGCUGAGGCCGCGCCGCUGCUAUGUGGUGGCGUGACUGUCUUCGCGCCCUUGCGAAAAUACGGCGCCGGUCCUGGUAAAACCGUCGGCGUCAUUGGGAUCGGUGGACUGGGCCAUUUGGGCGUUCAGUUUGCGAAAGCGCUCGGCGCGGACAGGGUCGUCGCUAUAUCGCGGUCAUCCAGUAAACAAGCCGAUGCGCUGCAGGGACUCGGUGCGGAUGCGUUCAUCGCCACGGGCGAAGAAAAGGGGUGGGCGAAGACGCAUUCGCGAAGCAUUGAUAUUCUGCUGUCGACUGUUUCUGGGCCUGGGAUGCCGUUGGGUCAGUAUUUGCGAUUACUCAAGCGGGAUGGUGUGUUUGUGCAGGUUGGGGCGCCGGAGGAUGCGUUGCCGCCGUUGAUGGCGUGGUCGUUGAUUCAGAAGAGUGUUAAGGUGACUGGGUCGAAUAUUGGGUCGCCAGAGGAUAUUAGGCAGAUGUUGGCUUUGGCGGCGGAGAAGAGGGUUUUGCCGUGGAUUCAGAAGAGGCCGAUGGAGGAUGUUAAUGCGGCGUUGAAGGAUAUGCAUGAUGGGAAGGCGAGGUAUCGGUAUGUUUUGGAGAAUGGAGAUGUACAGGCGAAGUUGUAA